CGCUAUACGCGGCACACAGUCACGACAGUCACAGCAUAGUCUCAAAUUGUCUCCUCGUAGUUUUGUAUAUUAUCAACCCUACGAAUACGAGAUUUGAGUUUCAACACGGCAGAUGGUCAGGCGGAUAUUCAAACAUUGUUAAAUAUGAAAGAAGCAGCGAAAGGGAGACAGUUAGAUGUCUCCAUCGAAGACAUUCGAUCAAGCUGGAAAGUUCCGGCUAUCGCACAUUUCUGCUCGUUGUUUCGAAGCACAUUUUCACUUCCUGAUUUUGAGAUCGAGGAAUUAGAGGAAGCCCUUUUCCUGGAUGCAGGGGUGGAGGAAAGCGACUUUAUCGUCAAUCUGGUCGUACAACUUCUUCGCGGCAUACAUGGAAUUAAAAGCAUGAGGUCCGAGGAUCACCUAGAAUAUCUACGAUCUGUCAUGAAAGAACAGUGGGAACUGGGAGAGAAGCGGGUCAACCCACUCAACAGUCAAGAUGUGACUUUCAAGAUGCUUCCUACUCUAACUAAAGUAGAAAUCCUACAUGCGCUGUGUGACUAUCGACUUGAUGCUGCAGAUGUUACUGUUCUUAAGGACUAUGAUGGUGACAAUCUGCGUGUAGAGCCACUAGGAACAGACCGCGCAGGUGCUACCUAUUGGUACUUCUAUGGUACUCGUCUUUAUAAAGAGGACAGACAACUGACACAAGAGGAAAGAAAUGCAAAGCACAAACAAAAGCUAAAAGAGAAGCGCAGGCAAAAAAAGGACCGUUUGAAAGCCAUAAAAAGUAUGAAAGAAGCAAGGAGAAAACACAAACAGAAGAUAAAGAAGGGAAAGAGCAAGGGAAGUGGCAGAGAUAAGAAAAAGAAGAAGAAAUCUUCCAAAUUAAGUGACGAUGAAGGCAGUCAUGAACUGGUAACUGUGCAACGUCUCCAGAACCUGACAGAUAGUAGCAAUGUCAAGAAAGGACAGAGGAGGAAGACCAGUAACAGUGAGAUCACAUCAGCACCCUCAAGCAAACUACAGAAAAACACAAAGAGUAAACAAAGACUCAACAAUAACAACACGCCUAAUCAAAAUGGGAUGAAAAAUGUAGACAAAUCCAAGAAAUCUGGAGCAAAGAAACAAAGCCUGAAGAAAGCAGAAAAUGAAAAGAAACACAAAAUAACAACUUCUAAAAAGAGUAGUACAAAUAAACGCGAGAGAGCCAUUCCUUCAAAAUGUAAAUCCUCAAAAACAGAAAUACAGCAGAGUGCCAAGAGAGCAGCCAAAAGCCACAAUGAUACAAAAGCAUCUACCUCUAAAAAAGGACGGAAUAAAGCCAACGAAACAAGGUCUCUACAGGCUGGUCCCGGUAAAUCAAGAAAGCGCAAAGUUAUCAAGUCAAAAGCAAUAAUCAGUGAAAGUGAAGAGGAUAGUGAUGAUGAACAGCCAUUGACAAAAAUUGCAAAAGUUCAAAGAUCUCAUAUGGAUGUUCAAAAGUUCAAAGCAAAUCAAAAGAAAUCAAGCAAAAGUCGUUCAGCAUGUAAAUAUCAGACAGUGAUGAAGACAAAGCCAAAAAAAGCAGCUAGCUCUGAGUCAAAAGAUCACAUCAAACAGGAUCAAAUUCAUGCACAAACCAACAAAACAGUCCCCAAAACAAACAGGCUUCCCACAACUUGCAAUAAGGUGUGUGAGAUGACUACAUGGAGUAGUGAAGAGGACGUGUCAUCUAGUGCGAGUGUUCCACAGUCAAGUGACACAGAUACUGACAGUGAAGAUGAUAUGGAACCACCACGAUGGCAUUUGGUCUGCCAUUCACAAGAAGAUUGGCAGCAACUUACAGAUUUCUUCAAGAAGAGCAAAGUGCAAUGUGAGAAAGAAUUGUACAAGACUCUUGCCAAUGAUUUCCUUCCAGAAAUACACAGCCUGUUUGCCGCUAAGGAAAAAGCACUGCGUAAGAAACUUCAAGAAUUAGCUCCAAGAAGAGCAUCAUCCCGAGUUGUCAUCAUGCAGCUCAAACGGGAAGAGGAGGAACGAUUGAAAUCCAUUGAGGAGGCAGAGCAGUCCAGUAGAAGACAGCAGAUUGAAGAAGAGAAGCGGGAGAAGAUGAAACUACGCAACAAGUUACAGCAACAUCCAAAUCAACAUGAGCACGUAGAUGGUGACAAAUCGUUAAAAACAUCACAGAGCUCUGUCCACAAAAAGCAAACAGACUCCAAGAAAGUAAAGAAAGUAAAUGCCUCGAGUGAAAGCAUCCAUGCACCAUUGCAGCAAGUGUAUGAUGCAGUCAGUAAACAUGAAGAUUCCUGGCCGUUUUUAGAUCCUGUAGAUGAAGCAUAUGCACCUGCAUACUAUCAAAUUGUCAUCAAACCAAUGUGUCUCGGCUUCAUACAAGAGAAGCUCAAGAAAGGGGACUACAAGACUAAAGAUGAGUUUGAAAGAGACAUGAACCAACUAUUUACGAACUGUCUGGAAUACAACGGUCCUGGAAAUGAAUACACCUUGAUGGCUGAGAAUCUUAAAUCUUGUUUGGAGUACAACAUGGACAAGAUAUUCCCAAAAGAGGAAGUUGACAGUGAUGGGAUUGACAGUGAUGGUAGCUCAAGUGUUCUGGACCACUAUGUACAUCAAAGACCUCCACAGCGUCAAUCUGCAAGAAAUGCCAAUACACGACUGGAAAAAAUGGAUGAUAAGGUGUAUGCUAGACUAAGGGGUCUAAGCAGUAGUGAGUCUAGCAUUGUUGAAAGCCAGGAUAGUUCAAGAGUUGCUAGUGAUGAGGAGGAUGAUACAGAUGUGAAUAAAAUAAAGGAAGAAACUGUCAAGAGUGAACACCAAGUUAAAUUGGAGCAGCAUGAAGAUAGGCAAGAUCAUGGCAAUGAUGAAGGCAACCAGAAUGAUAUCAAGGUCUCCUCACUCACUGACACUGAUGACGUGCCCACUAUAAAUAGUCACAUGAAACAAGAAACAUCCAUAUUGUCUACAUGUACAAUAAACUACUCUGAGAAUGAUGAUCAAACAAAUAAACUGAAUGCUGAUAAAUCCCCCACCUGUACUACUUCCAGAAAAGAUUACCAAAAUGAUGCCAGUGCUUUCAAACCAAGAGGUGUUAUUGCAUUUGCACCUUGUUUAUUAUCGAAAGAGCAAGCUGUUGACGAUAUUCCCGUUAAAGAUAUACAUCAGCAACAGACACAACCAUGCAAUGAUGAUAAAAAAGAAUUCGAACAAUGUGGGAAAGAUGUUCUGGGUGCUGUUACAACUGAAUUAGGUUGUAAAGAGAAUCAGGGUCAGAUGUCAAAUGCUCCCUUGCAGGCUUCCAGUACCUCAAAGGCAAACCGUGUCAAGCCUGUCCAAAAUGUACGUCCAUAUGUACCCGACAGUCAUUCUGAAGAUGGUAAUGCAAUGCAAUCUUUACCACGUGAUCAGCACAGAGCAACACUAACAUCUCAGGGUCCACCAGCAAUGAUAGAUUUGAAUUCCAGACGUCUUGAUGUUUUGAAUCCAAUGACAUCAUCACCAAGUGAAAGAGACAUACCUUUUCACAGUGAAAAUUCCUUUGGCUUGAAUCAAGCUGUACCUCGGGGAAAUUUGUUUGUACCUUCCAGUCAGAAUCAAGGUUUUCAGCAUUCCAAGCAAUCUGCACACUCAGGGACCAAAAGUCAUCCUCAAAUUACAAACAUUAAGUCAGAAAAUCUACCUGACCUGCCAGCACCAUUGACAGUGUUACCAAUCCAAGAAACUGCAGUGCAUCAUGUUCCAGCCGUGCAGCCUUUGUUGCCUUCAUCCAACUCCUUUCAAGCAUCACACUGGAACGAACAACAGUCGACAAAUAUAACAAGCAAUCCCUUCCAAUAUUCUGGACAUUUUCCACCCCCAUCAUCCCAGAGCUCUAGAGGAACUAAUGUAAGUGAGCUGACACAGAAAUUAUGGCAUCCACUGGGUUUUGAAGAUAAAAGUGCAUCUGGCUAUCCUGCGGCUGAUAAGUCAGCUUUGUAUAUGCACACAAUGGCAAAUCAUAAUGAGAUGCAUCCAGAUCACAAGAAAUUAUCCCAAGAAGGUACCACAAAGGCAGCCCAAAGCAAUUCACAAAGUCGCAAUAUACUUGAGUCACUACUUCAUGGAAAGUCUAAUAUAUGUACAUCAGAAAACCAGCAAUCAAAUUAUGCCUCCAAAAAUCUGUAUAUGUUGUCCAUGUCAUCCAAAAAGAACGCCAGACAGGAUAACCCUGACUUCAUUGCUAAAGAUGAUAGCAUUGCUUCUAUUGAUAUGAGGCAGUUUAACUUGUCAUCAAGUGGAAAUGUCCAUUAUCGAGAUGCUCCUGGACAUUGUCAUACAGACAAAAAGGAACAACCCAACAGAUCAAGGCAACCAAUGUCUAAUCAUUCACCAGCUCAUCUGGGAUUGAGAUAUGUACCCCCAGUGUACUGCUCUUCUCUUCAGGGAAGUGUCCAACUACCUAAUCAAACAGUUGAAGCUGCUGCUUCCAACUCUAGUCAGUCAGUAAUAAGACAACCAGAGAAUGUCAUGCAAGGUGCAGAGACAUCUAUUGCCAGACAACAGAAAGUGGCAUCUAUUCCACAGUACCCACAUUCCUCUUCAGACCAGAGUAAUGUAGCCGGUCGCGCAGAUCAUGGAAAGGAUAACAUGUCUCAGGUGCAAAUGAGACAUGCAGACAAAGGUGGAGGUAUUGGAACAAUGAUGCCAGUUGGAAAAUCUGAGAGUUUUCUUUCUAUGCUGACAACUGACUCUAGAAGCAUGAAAGGAUACAAAGAUCAUUUUGCUGCGAGGGGAUAUGCUGGGCCUAGACCUGCAUAUAACCAAGCACAUUCGUCACUGUAUACUGACCACCCGGUGCAUGCAGGUCAAGCCAGUGUAGUCUCUCAUGGGUAUCCAUCAGGGUCACAUUUAAAUCAUCUUCUUCCAACUAGACAGAAAUCAGACGGCCAAACAAGUUCUGCAUUCACACCACAUCCAUAUUCCAGCCACUCAGUUUUUAGGAUGCAGAGACCAAGUCAUGCUCUGUUCCCACAGUAUAUUGGUCAGCAAGAGGCUGAACAAUUUGCAAGACAACAGUAUCAACAGCACAUGCAUCACAGAGCUGGUGUGGGUACAGGGCUUACAGCUUACAGACCCCAGCCUUCCCACACGUAUCCAGACAUGGCCUACUACACACAGCAUGGUGUUGGCAGUCCAUUACUAGGUAACCAGCCUGUUGGGGGAGUAGGAGCGCCUGUUCCUUUUGAUCCUACCUUGUUAUCACAUCCAUCUCACAUGCAAGGAUACAAGUGACAUCACAUUUUUACCUCUGGCAGCCUUACUGAGUAGGUGUACAUGUACACACAAACACAUAGUUUGAAGUUGGUGGGGUGGGUUUUUUUUGGGGGGGGGGGGAUGUUGGCGGGUAUCUUUUUUUCACAAAUCUUUGUUUAAUAUUUCAUUUUGAUAAUUUUUCUUUGGGAUCAACUGAAGUUUUAAAUCCCAAGUUGCUCAUCAAAUAACCAGUGAAUAUCUGCCUAGGGAACAAGUCAGCCAAUCAUAAUUUGUGUAGUUUAUAUUGCACACAUGUAUGCAUGUGUGUAGACAUGUACAUGUAUAGGCCAUACUUAAGAUGAUACAGAAAGGUGAUUUUAGGUGAUGUAGACAAGGAAACAUACCUCUUUUCAUGAUAGAAAGAUCCUACAACAUAAAUGUGCUCCUUAUAUUUUGAAGUACUGAUGUUUCUUUAAUGUGAAUAAGAUGGUGGCAAUUAAUACAAAUGGUUUUCAAUAUGUUUGUCACAAUCGUAUUAAUAGAAUGCACCUUUCAUGUAGCUAACUUUUAGUCUUAUAUUGUGUAUAUGGUUUGUAUUAGAUCAAUAUUCUCAAUACAAACAUUGCUGGCAAUUUUGUGAAAACAUGAUACCAGUUUUGUACUGUGAAUAUUUAAAACUUGAUCAUACUUUUUCUACCGUACACUGUUAAUUUUUAAAGAGCAAUUUAAACCAGAGAGAUCAUUUUUUUUAAUCAAGUAAUGAAUGAUUAUUUCAGUUUGCUAUUUCCCUUGCAAUGUUAAUAUUGAUGUUUGGGGAAAAAAAGGAAUAUAUUUUCCCCAAGUUAUGGCAGCAGGCACUCAUCCUGUAAUAACAAGUGUGUGGUCAUUACUUAUGUCACAGAAAUGAAUAUUCACUCUGUUAUAUGAAAUAGAGUACAGUGUCUAUAGCAACAUGUCACUGUAACCACCAAUGGCCAAAGUGCACAGAAGUAUUUUUUUAAUAUUUCUUUAUUCGAAAAUCAGAGCAAAUGUCCAUGAACUUGCUAUAGUCCAUUAUUUGCAGCCAUCCGAAAAGUAACUGGCCUAAUUAUUGUUGAAAAACAAACUUGGUUGAAAGAUAGUAAGGGAACUAAACUCCCUGUGAAAUUAUUCU
Patiria miniata (bat star) is the source of this 6361-nucleotide messenger RNA. RefSeq lists its product as uncharacterized. Gene Ontology annotation, molecular function: protein binding. The record is from RefSeq and is a predicted model, not a curated record. Gene Ontology annotation, cellular component: CERF complex. NCBI's taxonomy places the organism in Eukaryota, Metazoa, Echinodermata, Asteroidea, Valvatida, Asterinidae. Gene Ontology annotation, biological process: chromatin remodeling.